GGGGCCUGUUUAGGCAAAUUAUUCGAUCCGGAAAAUCAGGGGCAAUGGCCGUGGCGUUUCCGAAAAGAUAACGCAACUCGAACGAAAGAGCGGGAUUUCCUCGUACAAGAAUUGUUGCAGCAACUGGAAAGAUCGCCGGCUGAAAAAAUGGAACUCCGUCGCCAGUCGCUGUACGCCCAACACGUGGGUCGCCGAAAUGUGAACGAACUGCGUAACGUCAACACUAUGUUAUUGGAACACAUUAUCAGCAAAAAUCCCGAGAUUAAGUUGCUGGAACAGGAAAUUCACGACAAAAAGACACAAGUUGAUAGUGCAGCGAACGGUAAAACUACAAAGAUGCAGCUAAAACCCGAGAUUUUUCGAACGUUGAAGAAAACGAAUGCAAUUAUUACACCGAGACAAACGUUGCGUUUGCAGAGUUUAAACCAACUUGGUUCUGUUCCUCACGAGGAACUAUCGAGACGGAAAGCGUCAGUCUUGCAGAGUGAACAACCCGCGUUCAUGGAGUCGGGAGAUCUCAAGAUGGACAAGACUUAUCUCGAGAACGAGCUGUCGAUUGCGUGCCCAACAGCUUCUUCGCCGUUGCUUCGACCGAAUCGUGACGGGGACGUGAAGCAACAGAUCCAGAAGGAGUAUCAACUAGCUCAACAAGCCAUUGCCACUCGUGCAACUCUGACACGGAAAGCUCGAGAGAUGUACAGCAACAUGGAAGGCGUUCGAACGCGUCAUAGUAUACGUCGACCUGACACUAGUAGCCAAGACGUAGAGUCGCUGGAAGUGUCGGAUUUCUUAAAGCAACAUUUUGCGCCAUCAGUGCUUGCAAUUCGGCCACAAACAGCGCCGGCUCGUGGUCUAAAACUUAGCAAGAGUGAAGGUCACGUUGGUUUACGUCAUCAGAUAGAAGAUGCUCCGUUGCAACUGCAAAUUUCCGCUUCUGAAAGCACUUUUCAGUCAAUUGAAAGCUCGUUAUCUAACGACUCAGUGGCAAGGAAAUUAAGCAACAUUUCAUUUGCUGGUCGUCGCAGAAGUUCUCUUGACGAGUUUUACAAGGAGGAAUAUCAUCGCUAUCGUCAAGAUAGAGAACUCAAUCUUAGCGUCCCCGAGGAGGUGGCAGUGGAUGGAGAGAAGCAGCUGAGGCCGCUGCAAAAAUUGCACGGGAUCAACGAAAUCAUUGAUAAAGCUCACGGAUAUUGCAUCGAUGCUCAGUCGACAAGACCCGGCACAGCUCCGGUAGGAACUCGACGUAACAGCGUGUUGUUAACAGAGUCCUCUAGUGAACAUCUUAAAGAGCUCAACGAUGCCAAUGCUGUAGUAUUGCGUCAGCAUCUAGAGACUACCAAGCAUCGCAUGCAAGAGGCCUUACGGGACGGUAAGCGGCCUCACCGCCAAAACUUAAGGAAAAUGCGGCAACAAGCGCUCGAGCAACAGCAAAAACGCCGAAUGCACAGCUACUUGCAACAGAAACGACGUGAGCUCACUACGAACAUAGGGAACGUGUUCAAAGGUCUGCAAACCUCUCAAGGGCCGGAACAUGAACACGAAGAAGCAGAGCUAUCGCCAAAACAGGACCACAAAACAAAGGACAAGAACGCGAAGCCACAUAUGCUGUCAGCCAAGAAGAGUUUCGGCAUAUACAGCGUGUCGGAAGUCAUGUCGGUCAUCCGGUUGUUCUGGUCCAUGGACGCGGACGGCUCGGGAAACAUCUCGAUGGCAGAGUUGCAACAAUUCAAGUCUGUAUUUGAAAAAUUAGGUUUCUCCAACAUUGGCGCCGUUUUCCAAACGAUUGACGCAAAUGGGGAUGGGCAAGUUUCUCUGCGCGAAUUGCUGGCAACUUGCUUUCAUUUUGCCUCAAAAGAGCAGAUCGACUCCAUGUUGCAACUUGCAAAAGUGGGCAGUAGAAACGAAUUAAUGGCAAUUUUCCGCGUGUUCGACCACAACGGAGACGGUGGCGUGAGUAUGCAGGAAAUCAUGGAGGCGUUACGGGUCGACGAUGACGAUGUGAUGGCAGCCGUCAUGACUAAAGAGCGUGGGAAACCAGGAAAUCGAGUUUCGGAGCCGGUGGUUUCGAGCGGACUCACACGCGAGGACGUGGAGUUGAUCUACAGCGAGUUCGAUCGCGAUAAGGACGCCACGUUAGACUUUAAUGAGUUCGUCGCUGUCAUGGCGAACCUCUACCCGAACAGGCCGAUUUUGCUUCGCCAUAGACUGGAAUAA
Messenger RNA from Phytophthora infestans T30-4, 2214 nucleotides. RefSeq lists its product as uncharacterized. Lineage: Eukaryota; Oomycota; Peronosporomycetes; Peronosporales; Peronosporaceae. Gene Ontology annotation, molecular function: calcium-dependent protein serine/threonine phosphatase regulator activity; calcium ion binding. The coding region runs from base 148 to 2214 and encodes 688 amino acids. The transcript has 3 exons. The record is from RefSeq and is a predicted model, not a curated record.